UUCAUAUAGUGUGACGAGAAGGUUGUGAUCUCAUCGCCUGUAUGUCAAGUAUCGAAUCCUGGGCCGGAUACGCCGUACUUAGCCUACUGAUUUCGUCCAGAAAUGAACCUUUUCCAUGGAAAAGAAAUCGUGGACGCUCACAUACAUUUAUUGCCAUCAGAUAGGUAUCACUAUCCAUGGCCUCCUGCUGAGCUGACUGCCAUUUAUAGACCAUUCUAUUUGAGUGACCUUGAAGAUGCACUCAUUCCAUCUCCUGUGAGAAAAGUGGUCUUUGUCCAAGUCAACCAAACCUACGAAGAAACGGACUGGAUACUAGAAGUGGCCAAAGAAAGUUCAACAAUUGUUGGAAUUGUUGGUUGGGUUGACCUUACCGACCCAAAGGUUGAUGCUAUUCUAGACAAUUAUAUGAAGCAUCCAAAGUUCAGGGGGGUGAGGAACAUCUUAGAAGGAGAACCAGAUGAUUGGUUGGGCAGAGAAUCUGUUCAGAGAGGUUUAGGAUUUUUAGAGGAAAGGGGACUAACAUAUGAUUUACUUGUAAGGACAAGGCACUUGAAUUUGGCUAAUGAUGUGGUUCAAAAGUUUCCAAACCUGAAGUUUGUUGUUGACCACGCUGCAAAACCAGAAAUUAAAGAAGGCAAGAUAGAUGCCUGGAAAAAGGGAAUGCAAAUUUUGUCUCAAAAUCCGAACGUUUUUUGCAAAAUAUCGGGGCUAGUGACAGAAGCUUCUCAUGAAAAAUGGAAAAUUGAAGACUUAAUUCCUUACGCACAGCACGUGACUUCUGUAUUUGGAGCGAACCGAUGUAUGUUUGGCUCUGAUUGGCCAGUUUGCACGAUGGCGAGGGAUGCAUCUUAUCAUCAAACCUUUCAAGCCUACCUGCAGAGUAUUUCAAAUCUAACGGAAGAAGAGAAGCAGGCGAUUUUUUGUGACAACGUAGUGAAAUUUUAUGGAAUUAGAGCUAGUGGUUAUGGAAAAUGAGCAGAUUUACUAAUUUAAUUUUUGUACGUAACGUGCGACGAUAAUGUGGUCAUAUCAUCACAGCACCCCUGAUUAAGAGAUUUAAGCCAACAUUUACACCAAUCUGUAUAAUAUGAAUAUGGAAUCUAGAAUUAUAAGAAUUAUACUUAACGUGUUAUUUCUACAGUGUGCCUUCAAAACUGCUUGAUCAAAUGUAGAAAGCUGCUUACGAACUAUUACGAUCUGAGACGUCUAUUUAAAGCUAGAAUGCCAUCUUUGAUAGUUACCAAAGAGAAAUCAACUCCAUGUGGAUUGUAGUUUCAGAACAACGGAGAUUUCCAAUUAGAUUCAUAUGGUGAAGUCAUUAUUCUUCCUAACUCGCCUUUAUCUUUCAGUCUUUUUUAAUCAUAAAAUUCACUUUUAGCGAUAGUUAGAAAGAAUACGUGAAAUACUUUAGAGAAAGGAUCAGCUUUAAUUAAGAUCAGCAUUUCUGUUACAUUUUCUUUGUUUCUCCACUUUAUUUUUUUGUUUACAUGUAUAGGUUAGAAGACAUUUGUAUGAUGAAAGGUGUUUUGCUGACAGAACACGAUUUUUCUGAACCAAAACUUUCAGUAGACAGGUUGAGAAAGAAAGAAGACGCUUUCCGCAUGACCUAGUGGCUUGUCAGAUUUUAACGAAAUGAAAUUUUUUCACAUCCACUCUUAUUGCAUUUUCUCAAAGCAAAUGUUAAGUAGAUUUCUAGUUGUGUAACUUUUUUGAGGAUGACUUAUUUUUUACUACUUAUUGUAUUUAGGAAUUAAAGAAUUAGGGGUUUUAUAUGCGCACGGUCUUUCGUCUUUUUACGUGACCCACCGUGGAUAAACUUUAAAUUAAUGAUAAAUGAACAGAUAGAUGAAUGAAUUAAAAAACAGAUAAGUACCGAA
This is a messenger RNA of Pocillopora damicornis (cauliflower coral), 1877 nucleotides long. RefSeq lists its product as uncharacterized. The record is from RefSeq and is a predicted model, not a curated record. Gene Ontology annotation, molecular function: hydrolase activity. NCBI's taxonomy places the organism in Eukaryota, Metazoa, Cnidaria, Anthozoa, Scleractinia, Pocilloporidae.